This is a messenger RNA of Sphenostylis stenocarpa, 345 nucleotides long. The record is from the annotation of a GenBank genome assembly. Lineage: Eukaryota; Viridiplantae; Streptophyta; Magnoliopsida; Fabales; Fabaceae.
AUGCCCAGGCUUGGAUUUUCCACUCUGGUGGAGAAGUUUUCACCAUCUUCUAUGCGGUCAGGAGUGGUGGCAUCUGGAAUUGCCUUCGCUGUACAGAUAUGGUGCAUUGACAGAGGUGGCCCUGUGUUCGUAGCUGUGUAUCAACCUGUUCAAACUCUUGUUGUCGCGAUUAUGGCUUCCCUUGCUUUAGGCGAAGAGUUCUACUUGGGAGGCUUAGAAGCCCAAAUUGCUGAGUUGGGUUACACCCAUUUUUCAUCCAAGUGGGAGUUUGUGGGUGAUGGAAAGGUUUCAAAGUUGUAUUAUGAGGCCCGUGUAAAAGCCAUGGACCUCUUGCUUCCUAAAUGA